Molecule: messenger RNA, 1344 nt
Organism: Myripristis murdjan (pinecone soldierfish)
Lineage: Eukaryota; Metazoa; Chordata; Actinopteri; Holocentriformes; Holocentridae
Product: ras-related protein Rap-1b-like
Exons: 1
Coding region: 347-973 (208 amino acids)
Molecular function (GO): GTPase activity; GTP binding
Source: RefSeq, a predicted model, not a curated record
CUGAGAGCAGAAGGGGCAUGGAAUAUCUGUGAUUGUGAGAGACCAUAAAUUCAGUGCAGCCUGACAGAAACUCUCAGAUGCAUCUGCUGUCAUCUCUGUUCUUCCCUUCAACACUACAACUUCCAACUCCAUCAUAGCUAUCAACAAAGCUCCAGAUCACUCCUUUUUAUGAGCAGCUUUUUGCAAAACCACCUCAGAACUUGCACAUUCAACAAUUUUCAGACAGAAAUCCAUUCUGGCAAAGGAAGAGAGAAUAAAGAAAAAGGACGAGAGUAAGAGCGCAUAAAGAGGACAGUGUAUUGUUAAAAAAAAAAACAAAAAAAAAACAGAGCACCAUAAAAGCAACAUGUCUUUAGAGGUGAAUGAAAAGACAGAGGUGCGUCUGGUGUUUCUGGGAGCAGCUGGAGUGGGGAAGACCGCCCUGAUCCGACGCUUCCUGCAGGACACCUUUGAGCCCAAGCACCGGCGCACAGUGGAGGAGCUCCACAGCAAAGAGUAUGACGUGGGGGGCAUCAAGAUCACCAUCCACAUCAUGGACACCAGCGGCAGCUACUCCUUCCCGGCCAUGCGCAAGCUCUCCAUCCAGAACAGCGACGCCUUUGCCCUGGUCUAUGCCAUUGAUGACCCCGAGUCACUGGAGGCAGUCAAGAGCCUGCGAGAGGAAAUCCUGGAGGUCAAAGAGGACAAGUACACACCCAUCGUGGUGGUGGGCAACAAGAUUGACCGGCAGAACGAGAGGCAGGUGUCCAGCGAGGACGUGCUGUCCACAGUGAAGCUGGACUGGAACAACAGCUUCCUGGAGGCCUCGGCCAAAGACAAUGACAAUGUGAUUGAGGUAUUCAGGGAGCUGCUCCAGCAGGCCAACCUGCCCAGCAGGCUCAGCCCUGCUCUGCGCAGACGCAGGGAGACCUUCCCCAAGGACACCAACAACCGACCGCCCAUGAACAAGACCAACAGCUGCCUCAUCUCUUAAUGCUGGAGAACCACCUGGAGGGUUCAGAGACAGAGAGACUGACAGAGGGUGAUGAAAAGAGAAAAUUGAGACAGAAGAGGCUGAAAAGGGCUUUUUUGGGUUUACGGGGCUGGCUUGGAGAGGGACAUAUCCAGAUCCAGUGUUAAAUGUGUUAAUGUUGAAACUGACUGCUGACUCUAAUGAAAAACUCACUGGGUGAGAAGUGAUGAUUGCUUGAAUUCUCAAAGAAAGGCACCACAGAAAUGCUGUGAUGAGGAGGGUGUAUAAACAUUCCCAUAAAAAAAUUAAAAAGUAUCUCUGAGCAACUGAAGAAUGAAACGGUGCAAGGACGCUACUUCAUAUGGAUAAUAUAUCCCUGGGAAAAAAACAUA